Emiliania huxleyi CCMP1516 is the source of this 4211-nucleotide messenger RNA. RefSeq lists its product as hypothetical. The coding region runs from base 1 to 3861 and encodes 1286 amino acids. The record is from RefSeq and is a predicted model, not a curated record. The transcript has 14 exons. NCBI's taxonomy places the organism in Eukaryota, Haptophyta, Isochrysidales, Noelaerhabdaceae. Gene Ontology annotation, molecular function: L-ascorbic acid binding; oxidoreductase activity, acting on paired donors, with incorporation or reduction of molecular oxygen; iron ion binding.
AUGCACGACCGGCCUCCGUCGGACGGCUCUCCGGCCUCUCCGGCCGCUGCCGCCCGAGCUGCUGCCGAUCCAGUCCCUCUCACGCUCAGCGAUACCCGCACAACCUACGACAACUUUGAGGUCGCCGGCUUUGGCGAGGACGAUGGCUCCCUCGAGGACAUCCCUUCAUCGACGGACGCCUUCACCGCCGCCGGCCCUGGGCCAUCCAGCGCGGCCUCCGACGGCCUGCACGUGAUCGAGGUACAGAAACGGCACGGAGCCAACGGAGCCAUCGCGCAUGCCCGCAUCGCGUGCGGCUCCGAGGUGUUUGCGGUGGGUGCGAUGGCCGAUCGUGUUUGCGCGAUAAGUCAGUCAAAGCAGUCGUGGCACGUGGUGGCCGUCGCGUCCCUAGAUUGGCUGCAGAUAUUGUCGGACGCAGCGCUGGGGCCCCUCAUCAUGGAGCAGGGCGCCUACGACGUCAAGUAUCCUGGGCUGGACGACACCAUCUUUCGCGCGCUACGCUGCCUUCGGGCGUCGGCGGCAGAGGAGAUUGAGGACCAGCCGGAAUACGCAGAGUUGGUUGAGGACGAGCACGAGCACUCCGAGGAGCGGUGCGCUUGGGUGCCGAUGCCAACCCCGACCCUGGCAGACGAGGAUCCGCUCACCAGUCUCGCUGCGCGUACUGGCGCGGCGCUGGGUGUCCAGAUGGCGGUUGCGGCUGCCAUGCGGGAGGGUUGCGGCUGCUGCGCGCCAGGAACCUGGGCAUUUUCGUUCGCAGCCUCGAUGAGCAUUGACCUGUGCCACAGAGCCUGGGCGAUCUCCGUGGAGCGCGUGUACUUACAUACGCGCGGCUGGGUCGAGUCUGCUGCAGGCGAGCUCCUGGGCGUCCAAACGUUCCACAAGAGCGGAGAGGCGUGUGAGUUGCUGCGCUCGUACGCAGCCGUCCUGAUGCCCGCGGCGACCCUGCGCGAAGUUCCGGCGGAAAUUGGGCUUGAGCCGUUCGAGCCAAAUGGCGACGGUCGAUCAAGCAUCGACCUUUAUGGUCGCUCCCGCUGGAACGACCUGGCCUCUGCCUACAACCCCGCGUUUGGCAUGAUCGAAGGCGACCUCCACGCGAGCGACGACCGUGGAGGCGGAGGCGAUAUGCAGCCAGUCUUGGACCGUGCGCUGGUCAUCACAAUUCAGGGCCUGCUUCGAGAUCUGCCCCGAACUAUCGAUGAAGCCGUGGCUACAAAGAUUUGCCCCCGCCGCGGAUGCGACGUAGGCGAUUGGCGGCGGCGGCCAGAGGCGGAGGCAGAGCGGACCGCGCGGGAGGCGGCGCAAGCGGAGGAUGACGAGCACCGGGAGAGAUUCUGGGGUGGCAUCACGUCACUGCGGGGCGGAUUCGCCUGGCCUGCCGCGGCUGCAGCUCUGUCCGGUCCACAGAGUAUGCCUGGGGUAGCGUGGCGACCACGCGGAAGAGACGAGCACGGCGAUGAGGACAGGAGCGAAGUUCGGCUUGUUGAGGUGCUUGUGCGGUCUCCCAUGGGGCGGCUUGUGACGAACCGAUUUGGCGGCUCGCGACCACUCCUGCACGUCGUCCUCGUCUUCCGUUUGGUACCAACGGAAGGCGACGAUGACGACCCGUGUGACCCUCCGGAGCUACGUGUCGAGGGGUACCUUCCCGACAUAGUCCACAUGGACUUGCUCGCGAGUGAGCGCCGCUUGUCGAGGACGGACCGAGGUGCGUGGGCCAAGCGGCUAAAGGCGCUGAGGAACAUUCGAGCAUGCUUGCCGGCGGGUGGUGCGCAGCGCGACGUCAAGGCUUACGAUGGUUGUGGGCGAAGGUCACCGGCCACCAUGGCUGAGAAGCGCCCACGGGACGGAGCUGAUGGGCCGCAGCGCGCGUCUGUGCUUCGCGAGCUUGGCGAGCUCUUCGUCUCCAGCGGCGGCAGCAGUGGCGGGCUCCGCACCGCCGAACUCAGCGAGGGCGGCCACGUCCGCUCCGCGUGGCCUCUUACGCUGGUCGAUCUCGACCCGGAGAGCCAACGCACGCGCGGGCCUCCGGCCGGCAAGCUCCGCUUUGAGUGGCGGUGCGAGAUCUGCCCUCCGCGCGGCUCUCCGUAUGGCGGCCGAUGGUACCGGCUCGCGGUGCGCGUGCCGGUCGGCUAUCCGCAGGAGCCCCCGCGGCUGCAGAUGCUCUCCAUCAUGCUCCACGCCGAGGUGGAGAUGCGCGACCCGUACGAGGGCACCUUCGACGACACGUUUUACGACGCGCUCGAGGCGCGCGCGCUGCUCGCCGCCUGCCCCGCCUGCCCGGGCGGCGGCAGCUCCGCCGAGCCUCCGCCCGAGCCGACGGGCGCGGCAGGGCUCCGCUUCGGGCUCGGCGAGCGGGUCGAGUGCAAGGCGAGCGGCGGCUGGCGGGCGGGCUCCGUCGUCGCGCUCCGCUACCGCGAGCCUUCCUGGCCGCAAGGCAAGACGGUGCCGUACCAGGUACUCCUCGACGGUGGGGCGUGCGUGUACGCGCCACUCGACGAGAGCCGCGUCGUCCGGCGCGUGCGCGGGUCGCCAGCCCGCCCUCCCAGCUACUCGCUCCGGCUGCUCCUCGACCUGCUGUUCGCCUCGCUCUGCGGACCCGUCUCUGCCGACCCCGCCUCGGUGGGAGCUGCGGCGGCGAGGGUGCGCGCGGCGGCGGCGGCGGGGCCCGAGGUCCCGCCCGCGUGGCUGGAGCCGCCUCCGCCAGAGGCGGGCGAGGAGGAGGGCGAGGAGGGCGAGGCCGAGGGCGAGGCUGCGAUGGCGCUCUCUGCUGCAGACGGCGAGGGCGAGGGCGAGGGCGGGUUCGGCGGAGUGCUUUGGCGGCGGCUCGCCUCGCGGCACCUGCGGCAGGUGCGGUACGAGAACAAGUACCGCUCGCUCGCAAAGGCGCCGCGCUUGUUCGACCUCGAGGCUGGCUUCCGGCGAGAGUGGCUGGCGCCGUCCUUCGCCGCCGCCUUGGAGGCGUACGAGGCGAGCGGCGACACGGGCCCGCUGCGAGGGAUGCUCGACGAGGUUUCGCCGGGCGUGUACACCUUCGAGAUGCUCUCGCUCCCCUGCUGCGACGCGCUGCUCGACGAGGUUGACGCGUACGAGGCGAGCGGCAUGCCUGCGAUGCGGCCGAACUCGAUGAACAACUACGGCCUCCUCCCUCGAGGCGCGACGCGGGGGCCUCGUCCUCAACGGACCGAUCGGUCUCGAGCGGCUGAUGGACUCGCUGCAGGCGCCAUAGGGGGGAGAGAUGGGGAGAUUGGGAGGGAUGCCCGACUGGGAGAUGCUGUGGACUCGCUGCAGGCGCGGUACGUCGCGCCGCUUGGCGAGCUGCUCUUCGGCUCCGAAGGCGCCUCCCUCGACCACCACCACGCCUUCGUGGUGCAGUACAAGGCGGGGCAGGACCUCGGCCUCGACAUGCACACUGACGCGUGCGACGUCACGCUCAACGUCUGCCUCGGCCGCGACUUCACCGGCGCGGGGCUCACGCUGUGCGGCUUGCGCGGGGGCGAGCCGCCCUCGAGAGGGGGCGGCGACGGGCGCGAGCGCACGCUGCGGCACGUGCACGCGCACACGCGCGGCCACGCGAUCCUGCACCUCGGCAGGCAGCGGCACGGCGCGGACGACAUCGUGACGGGCGAGAGGUACAACCUCAUCCUGUGGAACAAGUCGUCGCACCACCGCCUCUCCAAGGACUUCCUCGCAAAGUACCGCUCCCGGCCGCCCGCCGCCCCGGGGGGCGAGGCGGCGAGCGGCGGGGAGGAGGCGGCGCCGCCCGACCUCGCCUGCCUCUCGUACACGCACGACGACGACUACGAGAACUACAAGCCGUACCCGCCAGGCAAGAAGCCAAAGCCGCGCGGGCCAGGAGGCGGCUGAUUCUGAUGCCCGUAAGCGGGCCGGCGGGACAGCCGCGCUGCCGACGGCAGCGGGGCGCCGCCGCCCGCGGACGCGUCGGGCGGAGCAGGCCCGCGCCGCGCCCGGCCCCUUCCCCGCCGCGAGGGGGGGGCGUCGGGCGCGCGCAUGACGGCCGCGGCCAAAACGGCUCCCACUCGGAGCGCGGGCCGCGCGGCCUGAGAUAGGCGCGGGAAGCUCGGCAGGUUGUAGAAGAGAAGUGUGUGCGCCUAGAAAAAGGGAAGGGAGGGGGAAGAGAGAGUCCUUCCUUCUCUGUGUCAUUUUGCGGUGUUGCUUGUUCUCGCGGUUUCGCACCUAGAUUUUUCCGGGAUGGC